AUGUCGUCAGUUUCGCUUGUCCCUCGAGUGGAGCAGGACAUUAAGGCGAGCAUGGAUAGCCUGCAGAUGAAUUUCGGUUUGGACGCCAAGGUGGUCGCAGAAGUGCUCGGCACUGGGAUUCGCCACCUCGAGGAGUUUCACUUCUUAUUCGAGAACGAGGCGGCUAUAGGUACCUGGGUGGGGAAGUUGGGACUAGGGGACGCCACUAUGUUGCAGACCGCCCGCCUUCGUAGGGCGUGGAAGGCAACAUGCACAUACUACACCCAGGCGGAGCAAGACCGCUCUAAGGUUGCCUUGGCCGACCUCGACUCGAUUUUGGCAGACUCCGAACUUCGCACGUUGAAGGAAGCCUUUUGGAUUCGCUACAAGUUGCGCUUUCCUGCCGAAGUGCAACCCUCCGACGCAACAGUCUCCCGCAUCUCUCGGGAACUUUCCAAAAGGAUGCUUUGUAUAUAUGACGUAUGGCGAGUGCGAUCCCUACAAUCCCAGUUAGGCACCUCACAAAAGCGGCGCAAGCUGGCUGAUGGCCUCUAUACCGAUGAGCCUGAAGUCGACGAGGUCGUCGCUCGGGAUGUGGAUACAUAUCUUCACAAGCUCCACACGCUUAUGAUCGCAUACGCGCACAACGGGGUGCAGGUGAUCGCGGGGGUUGACCCGGCGGGAGAGAAAACGCUGGGCGCCAACUCUUGCCAGUUCGUCGAGGUGCCUUUGGAUUGUGUGCUGGCAUACUACUACCGGGCCCGUAAGGCCGCCAUGCAAGUCGCUCCCGCGCAGCGGCUGAGCUGGCUUCAGCAUCGGGAUGCCGAGGAGCGAGCGGAGUGGGUCUCGCGGUUCCGGGAGGGGACCCGGACACUCGGAGCAGUUAUUAAAGAGGUUAAGCCCACAGCCCGCGUGAUGAAAGAUGGCACCAAGCUUUGCGGUGACUACCAGAAAGGGUCCUGCAAGCACGCACCUCCGUGCCCGAAUGGGGCCCAUCGCUGCGCCGUGGUUCUCCGGGCCGAGCGCGUCUGUGGUGCGCCCAACCAUGGGGCAGCGAAGUGCAAGGCCAAGGCGAAAGCGAGGAGGGAGUUGACCCCUUGCCUGGUGAUGCUUCACCGCGAAGACAUCACUCUGGGCCGGGCUUUUCAGUGCUGCGGUUGGAAAGUCUUGGCCGCCGAUCGCUUGACCCAAGAGGCCGAUUGCGUUUGGACGGGGCUGGCCGCGCCUCCGCCUAUCUCGCCGGACUCCUUCGAGCAGCUGUUGCAAGGCUGUGCCUCCAGAGGGGCUGCCGUUGUUCAGGUCGAGUUACACGACCGGUCCUUGCCGCCAGGGCAUGUGUACGUGGGGCGCGGGCACCAUUCGCACAGGCUGCCAGUUACCAAAUGGUGUUCCCCGUACACUCCAGGGCACGACUGCUCCCCGUCCGAGUGGAUGCAUCUCUUUGUCGAGCACAUCAUUUGCAAUUUCUGGACUUCUCUCCCCGACUUGCAGGGCGCGACCCUUGUCUGCGAUUGCCCCUUGGGCUCCUUGUGUGAAAGGGACGUCCUGGCAGGCCUGGUGUGGUACCAAUUGGCCUCGAGCCGGAGGGGAGGCAGCUGGCAGGGUAUGCCAGCCCCGGCAUGGAGUGCCGCGUGGGCCGCCUUCACCCAGAUACCAGCCUCUGUCGCCCACGUUAUUCCCUACUCCCCGCAGGAGUCCGUCAUCACGGCUUUCCGCAGCCUGUUCCCUUCCUCGGCCUUCCGUGGCUUCGUCUUUCCUUUCAUCGAGGACCUGGUGAACAGUCCUCCUUUCACUCUUUUCCCCCAGUGGUUGCGGGAACAAGGGUUGAUGCAGCGCACAGCGGAGGGUCAGGGCGCUUUCGGGGCUUUGGCUAGGGGGGACGACCCCUUGCCUACAGAACACCCUCCGGUCUUGGACCAAGACCGGGUCUCUUGGCCGCCUCGCGAGUUGAGGCGCGAGUGUGUCGGCCCGCUUCGGGAGUUGAAGCGCCGUUGGAGCCAUGUGGGGGACCACCUGCGUAAGCUCCAGACUCCGGCGGUCCGGAAGGUCACGGCCCAGCGGGACCUGGGCUUGCUCAGUCUCUUUGUUGUUCUGUUGUCUUGGCCGGACACCACUCUCCCUUCACACCUUUUGUUCGGCAUGCCCGCGGUCGGUACCUCUCUCCCCUGCGGAGUCUUCCCGCAGCAGGGCUUCGACACAAUUCCUCUCCAUCGUCUUUUCGAGAACGUGGAAUCCCACAACAAAGCUGUCCAAGGAUCUAUUCGGCCAGGCCCACACGAUGACUUUUUGCUGGAGCAAUCUACCAAGGACUUCGAAGCGGGGUUUUGUUCGGCACCGUUGUCCUGGUCGGAGCUUCUUCGCCACACCAAGGGCAAACCGAUUCGUUUGAUACCGAGGUGCGUGAUUUCUCAGGCUUCCGGGAAGCAGAGGGUGAUCGACAACGCGGACCAUGGAGGCCAGAGCGAGUUGAGCUCUGACUCUAACAAGUUGGUGUUGUGCUCAGCCCUCCGCCCGGCCCAGCAUGUUUCCUUGGCAAUGCGAUGCGCCAGCCCGGCGGUCGCCCGCCGCCUGCUGGAGGAAGACCAGUGGGAAGGCGGCGGCGAAGACUGGCCGGACGCCUAUCGCCAUUGCCCUAUGGACGAGGACCAGUCCAGGGCCUGCGUGGUGGUAUGGUACCAUAAGGAUUGGGCCCAGCCGGCGUACCAGCUAUAUUCCGGUCUCCUCUUUGGGCUCCCUUUGGCAGUGACCAGCUUCAAUCGGCUCAGCCGUUUCUCCGAGGCGGUGGGCCGCCGGCUCGUCUGUGUCCUGGUCUCUAUGUAUUUCGAUGAUGCGCACCUUACCGACCCCGCUUCUGCGAAGGGCUCAGCCCAGUUCGCCUUCUCCGAGGUCAACAAACUUCUGGGCUCCCCCUUCGCGGAGGCAAAGCGACAGCCGAUGAGCACAGUCGGCGACUUUCUCGGGCUGGAGUGGGACUUCCGCGACGUGGGGUGUCACCACGUCGUUAGGUUCUGGGUCCGGUCCAGGCUCCAAGCCAAGGUCGAGGGCCUUUUGUUGCAGGCUGAGCAGGAUAACUCCCUGCCUCCAGGCUUGGCGUCGAAGCUGUAUGGCAUGCUCAAUUUUCUCGAACAGGGGGUGUAUGGCCGCAUUGGCACAGGGGGCAUCGGCGCCCUCAAGGAACGCCAGUACGAGGCAGCUCGGGAGUUGACCCCAGCUAUCCGCUCGUCAUUCGAGGUUAUCCGAGCCAUCUUGGCACUGCGACCGCGUCGGUCCGUGGAGGUGCUACCCUCCCCCUGUGCCCGAUUCGUCGCAGCUAGCGAUGCCGCGGAGGACGAACCGCGCAAGGGCACGGGCGGUUUCCUGUUGCUCUGGCCGGGCAGCGAGCCCAGCCGCGAAGCCUUCGUGGCACAGGUCGAUCGGCAUACGUAUGAUGCCUUUCUCCCGGGGGAGGUUAAAAUCGCGCAGCUCGAGCUUUCAAUGGUCCUCUUCGCCCUUACAGCUCGGGCUUCUACUUUUCGUUCUCGUCGUGGCACAUGGUAUAUUGACAACGUAGCCGCGCUUAUGGCACUCAUUCGAGGGCGUUCCGAUUCUCCCGACCUCGAGCGGCUGGCACACCUCAUUCAUGUGGCCCUCUUCUCUCUUCAAGUUUGGGUAUACUGGGAGUGGGUACCCAGUAAGUCCAACUGGUCCGACUCGAUCAGUCGAUUGGGUGCGUCGGACCCGUGGGCUGCUUCUCGCGGCUUCUGCCUUCACCACGCUCUUUUUCCUACCGAGGUGUGGUCUCUGCCUCUGGUGCCGGCCAUGCUGGUGUUUCAGUUUCUGUAG
Messenger RNA from Symbiodinium sp. CCMP2592, 3801 nucleotides. The record is from the annotation of a GenBank genome assembly. NCBI's taxonomy places the organism in Eukaryota, Dinophyceae, Suessiales, Symbiodiniaceae.